GUGCUCUACACGCUUCGGGACAAUACAUCGACUCGUGGCCUGACCAUGGCUGUGCUUUGGCUGCACUUGAGGCUGAUAUCAUGGCCAGACUUGCCCCGAAUCGUCAGUGCAGAGCUGCGAGACGAGGCCAGACGGCCGGCGUCUAACGCAUGGCGUCCAGCUGAAUGAUCGGAUGGGAUUGCCAUGAAAGCCCUCAACGCACAUGUCCGACGCCCUGAGGCGUAUUCUGCUGCCGCAAAGGACGUGGCGCGACAUACACAAAAGAAGGCCUCCCUCAUGUUGUGUAACCUUCCCUGACCUCUGUUCCACCUUCGCACUCCAUCGGCAGCGACAUUCGACAAGAUGAGCUGGUUCACUCUGCUCAUGGCAGCGCUUGCUGGCGCGAGCGCUGUCGAGGCCAAGGCUGUCAUGGCACACUUCAUGUUGGCCAACUCCUACAGCUACUCGCUUGCCGACUGGCAAUACGACAUCAAGGCUGCUCAAGAUGCUAGCAUCGACGCCUUUGCGCUGAACAUGGCGUAUAACCCAAGCAGUCAGCUGGACCAAUCUAUUGCGAACGCUUUCCAAGCCGCGAACUCUCUGGGCUUCAAGCUUCUCUUCAGCUUCGAUUAUGCUGGCAACGGCCCUUGGCCAGCAUCUGCUGUCAUCAACUACAUGAAGCAGUAUGGUCCUAACUCAGCCCACAUGACCUACAACGGCAAACCCAUCGCAACAACCUUCGAAGGAACACAGAACUCAGGAGACUGGGCCAACAUCAAGAGUCAAACAAACUGCUUCUUUGUUCCCGAAUGGGCCUCCAUCGGACCUUCCGCCGCAGCUUCAGCGUCUGGAGGCGUUGCCGAUGGCUUGUUCUCGUGGGAGGCCUGGCCAAACGGACCAAAUGACAUGACCACCAGCAGAGACCAGCAGUGGAUUAGCGCUGCCGGUAGGGAGCCAUAUAUGAUGGGAGUGUCGCCAUGGUUUUACGCAAACGUUCCUACGUGGAGCAAGAACUGGCUGUGGCGCGGUGAUGAUUUGUGGUACGACCGCUGGAGUCAGGUCUUGCAGUUGCAGCCUGAGUGGGUUCAGAUUAUCUCCUGGAAUGACUGGCCUGAAUCGCACUACAUUGGUCCUCAGCGUAACGCCGACUUCGGUGCUUUCGCCCCAGGCGGAGCGCCCUAUAACUACGCUCAAGAUAUGCCUCACGAUGGCUGGCGGGCUCUUCUUCCAUACUGGAUCAGCACUUACAAGAACGGUGGCGUCCAGCCGGUGGCCAACGAGACCCUCGAGUACUGGUACCGUCUCAGCCCAAAGAAUGCAUGUGGCGAUGGAGGAACCUCAGGAAACACCGCUAGCCACGGCCAACAGCAAUAUCGAGCAGCCGAAGUCGUGCAAGAUAACGUUUUCUUCACUGCUCUGCUAGACUCGCCAGCAGAUGCGAUCGUCACCAUUGGCGGAGUCAACACCACGGCAACAUGGAGGAACAAGCCAUCGGGCGGAAGAGGGCUCUAUCACGGAAGCGUGCCAUUCAAUGGAAGGACAGGACAAGUUUCGAUCAGCGUUGUUCGAAAUGGCAACACUGUGAUCCAACAGACAGGAAAGCCAAUUUCGACAAGCUGUCAAAACGGCGUCACGAACUGGAAUGCCUGGGUCGGUUCCGCUGUGGGCAAUGCCCCAGGAGCAGUUUCAUCUUCUUCAUCAACAACGACAAGCAGGGCUGCCACGAGCUCCACGUCCACAUCCUCCCUCACCACCAGCACCCGCUCCACCACGACUAUCCCUGCUUCCUCCUCGACCUCUACCUCCACCACGAGUAGAACCAGCACCGGAACAAGCACGUCAACGACCUCCACACGCCCCGCCUCUUCCUCCUCAUCAACCACCAGAAUCCCCAGCUCAAGCAUAACAACAGCACCCACAACAACACCCAGCGGCGCAGCAGUGACUUCCACCCUCACAAUGCAAAUCACCCUAACGCAAAACAUUGUCUGCGUCUGCUCGCCCAAUUGCGCUUGUUCACCUGUCGGAGCACCCGCGGCUAUUGCCCCUGCGACUAGUGCAGCAACGACAUCGUCCACUGCAGCAGCAGCGACAGGAGCCGCGGUGAGCCGAUCACGUUGA
Cercospora beticola is the source of this 2100-nucleotide messenger RNA. RefSeq names its product glycoside hydrolase family 71 protein. Lineage: Eukaryota; Fungi; Ascomycota; Dothideomycetes; Mycosphaerellales; Mycosphaerellaceae. The record is from RefSeq and is a predicted model, not a curated record. Gene Ontology annotation, molecular function: glucan endo-1,3-alpha-glucosidase activity.